UGAUCAGAGAGAGAAAGGGUGAUAUAUAUUUGGGUAUGGCUCCAUUUGGUGGUGACCUUGCAAAUAGGAGGAUAGAGGAAGGUGGGAAUUUUCUUUCUCCUCCAAGGAAUAGAGAAAGAGGGAGUCCCAUCUGAAAGGCCUUUUGAUGGAGGAGCAACUCAACCCCUUGGCUGUUACUCAUCUUCUGCAACACACACUGAGGAGCUUGUGCAUCCAUGACAACGCCCAGUGGGUUUAUGCUGUGUUCUGGAGGAUCUUGCCCAGGAACUACCCGCCACCCAAAUGGGAUUUCCAAGGAGGGCCUUAUGACAGAACCAGAGGAAACAGGAGGAAUUGGAUAUUGGUAUGGGAAGAUGGCUUCUGCAAUUUUGCCGCUUCCUCAUGCGAGCAAGCGAUGAUAGAGUCGACAGGCUGCCCGGGGAGCUCAUCAGCCUAUGGAGACUGUGAGCCUCAGAAGAUGAAGGGCCUCCAACCUGAGCUCUUCUUCAAGAUGUCACACGAGAUCUACAACUAUGGAGAAGGCAGCUUGAUUGGAAAAGUAGCCGCAGAUUACAGCCAUAAAUGGGUGUUCAAAGAGCCCCAGGAUAAUGAAAUCAAUUUGCUGUCCUCAUGGAACAAUCCUGCUGAUUCUUAUCCGAGGACUUGGGAAGCUCAGUUCCAGUCUGGCAUCAAGACAAUUGCUCUGAUUGCGGUCAGAGAAGGUGUUGUACAAUUAGGAGCUAUCAACAAGGUGAUGGAGGACUUAAGCUAUGUGGUUCUACUCCGCAAGAAGUUCAGCUACCUGGAGAGCAUCCCGGGCGUCCUCCUCCCGCACCCUUCAUCGGCGGCCUUCCCUCCUGUGAGGUUGGACGGGUGCAACGCGCCGAUGCACGGCCCGGCGAUCGCACCCCCCAUGGAGAUGUACGACCACUUCAGCCAGCAGGGGAGGAUCACGCCCUCCAUGAGCAGCCUGGAAGCUCUCCUCGCCAAGCUCCCUUCGGUGGGGCCUGCAGCGCCCAGCUCCUCCACUGGGUACUACGAGAUGCCGCCGGGCCUCGUUUCAGCUCCGACUCAGAGGCCUCCCAUGGGAGCGAUGGGAAUGGAGAGGGUGGCCAAGGAAGAGACCGAGGAGGAGGAUCAGUACGGGAACGAGAGAGGCAGGGAAAUGGGUGGGGAGAGCAGCAGCUCCAUUUCCUACUUCGUCGAUGCGACUAAACCCGGUGAGGGGUUUUGACGGCCAUGGGGGAGCACCUUGUGCAAAGAGAGAUACCGACGGUAGGUAGGUAGGUAGGUAGGCAGGUGUUCGAGACCAAGUAUCUGAGAGCUUUCCUUAUUCUACGCGCCUCCAAUCAUAUCUUGUAAGCUUUGCUAUUUACUAGGACGAGUCAGUUUAAUACGAUGGCGGAAAAUCUAAUUAAUCAAAUGGUUUGCACUUACUCCCCUCGGCGCCUGGGAAAGGACAUGGGUGUGUCGCAUUCUAGCGCUGAAGAGAUAAUGACCGUACUCAGAAAUACAUAAGCGUGAUCUUUAUCGUAUGAUUCGGGUACCCUUGUUACGGAUCUAUGCUCGAGGCACCCGAGAAGCAAGUACCUUUGAAUCAUUUCUUUAGUAUUUUCUCAAUGAUAAAAUGUGCAAAGGUGGUUUGUUCCUGUACCGCAUCAUCAUUACGAUGACAAGAAAUGCAUGAUGGGCGAUCAGAUUGUCUGAAUUGGAUAAUAAAUGGCUACAACUUGGUCUGAUCUAGAAGAGGAGAGAGAUGAAGUUUUGGAAUUUCAAUUUGAUUUCCUCAGCAGUAAUAUUAAUGCACCAUU
Messenger RNA from Elaeis guineensis (African oil palm), 1790 nucleotides. RefSeq names its product protein RICE SALT SENSITIVE 3. The record is from RefSeq and is a predicted model, not a curated record. Lineage: Eukaryota; Viridiplantae; Streptophyta; Magnoliopsida; Arecales; Arecaceae.